Messenger RNA from Anarrhichthys ocellatus (wolf-eel), 3913 nucleotides. RefSeq names its product INO80 complex subunit Da (gene ino80da). Bases 119 to 3115 code for a protein of 998 amino acids. The record is from RefSeq and is a predicted model, not a curated record. NCBI's taxonomy places the organism in Eukaryota, Metazoa, Chordata, Actinopteri, Perciformes, Anarhichadidae. The transcript has 10 exons. Gene Ontology annotation, cellular component: nucleus.
AUCGAUGCAGAAAUAGCCUAGCUGAAUCGAACAGACUUUUCGGCCGUCUGUCUGGAGCGAAUACCUUACACAGCCCAUACCAAUUCAAGCUGAUGUUGUCAAGAACAAGAGUCACGUGAUGUAUGAAGGCAAACACAUACACUUCUCAGAGGUGGACAAUAAGCCGUUGUGCUCAUACAGCCCAAAGCUCUGCAAGCAACGCAGACUAAAUGGCUAUGCUUUCUGCAUCCGGCACGUUCUGGAGGACAAGACGGCCCCCUUCAAGCAAUGUGAAUAUGUGGCAAAGUACAACAGCCAGCGAUGUACCAACCCCAUCCCCAAGUCGGAGGACCGCAGAUACUGUAACAGCCACCUGCAGGUUCUGGGCUUUAUCCCCAAGAAGGAACGGAAGAAGAAGCAUGACGCUUUGGAGGAGAUGCGCUCCCGGGCUCACCUGGAGUCAGUGGCUCUCAACAUAACUGUGCCCUCUCUAGCUCUGAAAGCUCACAAUGGUCUAGGUGAACUUCCGCCAUCUCCUCCCUGUACACGCCUGUUACCCCUCCCCGAUGAGGAACUCCUGGACCCUUUUGCCUUUUAUGAGGACGACACAGAUGGGGAGGAGGUGGGUACUCCUCGGAAGGGCAGCGCCAUCAAGAAGAAACUACAGAGUCGGCUGUUGCUCAACCAGAAACUCUGCCAUGACACGGACCUCUUCCAGCCACCUCCUGAGCACUUUACUCCCUCCCCUGCCCCCCGUGUCCACCCCUCCUCGCCUCUCAACACUCAUCUCCCACGGCAGCAGUCAGGUCUUCUCCAGCCGCCCCAGCACUCCAGCGUGACUUCCUUCAUCUUCCCAGGACAGCAGCAGGGUUUAUUAUGCAAUCCACCACCACCUCAGACGGUCAACUUUCUGCCUCCAGGGAUGCCCGCUAAUGCAGCACCCAGUCCAGUGCAGCCUUCUGGGCCGUCACUCAGCAGGAAAAUGCCUUUCACCGCUACUCACUUGCCUGUCAGUUGCAAGGACAUUGGCAGUAACAAUCAGCGGCACACGGUUGUCAUGCGUCCCGCUGCCUUCUCACCUUCUGCCAGCUGCCUGGCCAGGUUGCAACAUCUGGUGCAGCUCUGUGCCAAGACGCACCAGGAGCACGGAGACCUCUUUCCUCAUCUAGGACUGGACUGGUCAGAAGACAGUGCUGCUGAUGAUGAUGAUGAAGAGGAGGAGGCAGAGACUUUUGUUCCUUUCCAGAGCUCGUGGAGACCACAGAAUGAGUUGGAGGACGACAGCGGUUCCUCGCGGAGAACGCGGCUGCUUAGGCUUUGUUCGUAUCUCCGGGAGAAAUACAAGCACAUGUGCAGGCAGGAGAGGGCGAGUAUCCGCCAAAAGAGAUACCGGUAUGCCUUCCGCAAAGCCUUGCUGCACGCUGCCAGUAACAACCCCGACUGUGCUGGCCAGCUGAUCCAGGAGUUACGUGGUGCCUCUCGAAGCUCCUCAAGUGUGGCUCCGGCGAGGCAGCAGAGCACAGAUGCGGGGACCUGCACCGGCAGCACAAAGGGCCAGGCCUGCAACAACCGAGCUCUGCCCUUCACUCGACACUGCUUUCAGCACAUUCUGUUGAAUCGUUCCCAGCAGCUCUUCGCUAGUUGCACAGCCAAAUUUGCAGAUGGUCAGCAGUGCUCCAUCCCUGUGUUUGACAUCACGCACCAGACACCACUCUGUGAAGAGCAUGCCAAAAAAAUGGAUAAUUUCCUGCGAGGGGACGGUAACAGACGAGUGCAGCACCACCAGCAGCAGCAACAGCGAAAGCCACGUAAAAAGACCAAACCACCGGCACUCACCAAAAAACACAAGAAGAAGAGGAGGAGAGGACCGCGGAGGCCUCAGAAACCCAUCCCUCCAGCGCUGCCACAGGGGAACCUGGGAAUGCCUUCUACAAGCCUAGCGAUGCCCUCACAGGCCAGCAUCAGGAGCCCGUCAACUCCAGACAUGAGUACGGAGGAGCUUCCGGACGACAUCACCAAUGAAAUGGCAGACAUUCCAAAUGACCUCGAGCUGAACCAGGAGGAUUUCUCCGACGUGUUACCGAGACUACCUGAUGACCUGCAGGUCUUCGACUUGUUUGAAGGUAAGAAUGGAGAUUUAUUGCCCACCACGGAAGAGGCUGAGGAGCUGGUGCGUGCACUGCAGGCGAUGGGGUCCUACCCAGACUCUCUGGUGUGCCUGACCUCCAUGGGAGACCUGGCCCCAUCUGAAGGAGUGGACCACCGAGCCAUGACCGUGUUCCCUGGUCCAGUCCAGCCGGGUAGCAUGGGGGACCUGCUCAACAGCCGCAUGCCUACGGAGAACUUCACCAGCCUCGAGCUGGAGGACAACUUACUGCAGUCCACCGGGGGCCACUUCCCCCCCUCACCGCCAUCUCAGCCCGCUAACCAGCCCCAGACGUCAUCUUCUUCUACAGUAGCCCCCACCAACCCCUCCCUGCUCACGCAGACCUCCAUAGCAGAGCGAACGUUUUCCCGGACGCACGCAUCCCACAUCCUGACCAAGUCGGAUGCGCCCACAUCGUCUCCCCAAGGCAGCCACUACAGCAGUGAGCACGUGCCAUCCCCGUACAGUGACCACAUAUCUUCUCCCCACGCCAGCACCUUCCAGACAGACACCCCUCUGCUGCUGGAAGUCCCUCUCAGCGGGGUACCGGGACCCCCGCGCUCGUCAUGGAACAAUCUCCCUCUCCCCCUCACGGACCCCACACAGUUCGGCAAUCUCAUAGGAUCAGAAAGUCAUCUCAUAUCCACCUCCCUGUCCACACCCCCAGCCACCACGCACUCUGUGACGCUGCAGCCCAUGUCGGCGCUCUCGGCGAUGCCCCAGAGUGGCUUGAAGGGUUUAACGACUUCCCCCGCCCCCUCAUCCUCCCUCCCGGCCUCUUCACACGAUCUUCUGACCUCCACGCACCCCAAGCAACAGCUCCCACAGUUCAGCGCGGCCUUUGGCCAUCAACUGGCCUCCCACAGUGGCAUCCCGAAAGACGUUCAGCCGAGCCACAGCUCCACAGCGCCCCCCGCUGGCUUUUCCAUCGUUAGUGCCACCGCUGCAAGUGCCAACAGCGCCACGCCGCCCUUCACGCAAAGCAAAUGAGAGCCGUCGGGCCUGCAGCGGCUGCGUGGCGGACUGUGGACUCAGUCACUUACAAAUCCAGUCGUCUGGCUCCUGAUCGACCACCCCUCCUCAUCUGCUACAUGUGUGCAAUGUGGUAAUAGUGCACUAUUUGAUAAUGAAUUUGCACAACCUCAAUAUUUUCUAUUUUCAUUCUUUUGAUCCUGUAGCCAGGCGGUCUCUGGGAUUUUUAAGUCGGUGUGAGUCCACUAGUUUGAUGCCUUGUGGUUCCGUCAGCAGUGGGGGGGUGGGGGGACACAGUCAGAUUUUGUGAUGAAAUAAACGGGUGAAAAUUCGAGGAAGGACCUUAGCAGAGAUUAUCUGUCGCAGUGCUCAGAAUUCAUUGACGUAGAAGCCUCAAUCGGUGGUCGGUUUGUUUGCCAGUUCAAGUCCUGUCUUUUUAAAUGAUCAACUGUACCCUGCCUUGCUCAGACAGCCAUUGCAUCUCCACCUGUUCAUACACGGCUUCUGUCACCCUCUGGAAAAACAAAGAGUACAGGUUGUGAUAUGUGUGACCCCCCCCCCCCCCCCCCCCAUUAUGUUUCAAGCUAUUUAACUGUUAUCAUGAUAUAGAAUCUUACCGAGUCAGAUUUCACAGUAUGAAUUUACCAAAAUGCUUUUAAACAGCUGUUUUUAUAUCGUGUAUACUGUUUAUGUGCUCAUUUAUCGGUUUGCUCAGAUGUCAAAUAUCUCCGACCUCACCAUUGGUUGUGGGACUCUGAGUGGCCCAGUAGACACUUGAAGGUAAAUAUAGUUUCUUAAAGCAAUAAACACAUUAAC